Molecule: messenger RNA, 6111 nt
Organism: Kockovaella imperatae
Lineage: Eukaryota; Fungi; Basidiomycota; Tremellomycetes; Tremellales; Cuniculitremaceae
Exons: 4
Coding region: 445-6045 (1866 amino acids)
Source: RefSeq, a predicted model, not a curated record
GUGUCUCUGGCGCUCCAGCCAUCUCUUUCACUGCUCAAGGUAUAUGCAAUGGACAGGCAUCCGAGCAGCCGGGUCUCACAACGGCGUCAUCGAAUCCUCUGCUCCGGUGCGCUGUUCAGGGCCACCGGGCAACAGCAGCAUGCGAGCACAGAAAUUCUCUCUGAUCUUCGUACUUGGCGAUUGAGGUGCCUUUUUGAGCGAAUGGGGUCCAUACUACUACGCUCGCUCGCUCAAUUGCAAGCUGAUAUUUUAGCUUCAAACCUGUCUGCCAGCUACUCGAGCUAGCAUUCCCCCUGCCUGAUCACUGCUUCUUUGAUAGCUGACCAGGACAGCCCCCUCAUGUCAGUAUGAGGAGGGGUCUCUAGAUCAAUCAGACAUCAACAGCUCGACCGACUCAAUUGGGCGCUCAACAUUGUACGCUCUGCAACCCCGGAAUCUCCGACAAUGCCUCUCAUUAAGCCAAAAUCCAGCUCUCAGGGCUUGGGUAUCUCUUACUCAUCCACAGAGCCGGGUACUCCACCGAGGACAGACAGAGAAACUCGAGACAGACAAGGACACCGCUCCUCACCCGCGCUUGGCCCGACUGCUCCGCGACCCGUCCGUCGACCGACUUCCUCAAGAGAUGGUGGUCAUCACACAUUCACAACAUUCUCCGCCAUCCUCCCGCCUUCCUCUGAGGCCUCCUCGUCCACUUUUCAUCCACCCGUGAUGCCCGACAAAUUCGUCAAACGCCGAUCUCACACUCCUGGUCCCAUGCGAAGCGCCUCCUCUAGCUCUACAGCCUCUGCUGCGAGUCGCCUGCGAAAGGCGAAAAGUGCAGAAGUCUUUCGAAAAUUUACAAAGUCCAAUGACGUUGUUGGCAGGCCAUACGUCCCUCUAUCCGAUCCUGAAGACGACAACCCUGAAUCUAUGAUUGGUGCGGCUGUCAUGUCGCAAGCAUCGAGUCGCUCGUCAAGGACAAUGGAGGAGGAGAUCCGCAGCGUUCAGGUGUCUGUCCAAUACAUGCCUGAACGGUCGGGAUCGGUCAUGACCGGUUGGACUCGGCGCACAGAGCACUCAGCCUCUGGUCCAAGUGGGAAUACACCUCGCCGACCGCUACCCAUGGAGCCGACUACAACGACAAUUAUGGAGAUGGAUGAUACCCCUCAGUCGCACGAAGACAGGAUUGGCUUGACACCAAUCUCAACGAAGAGACCGCCUCCAUCCCCUCUGAGAUCCGACUCCUUUUCUUCAGAUCACUCUGAGCCGGAGCCAAAGCCGGAGAUGAUGACUCGAUCUCUUUCUACACCGACGGGCAAUCCAUCACCCGCCAAACCGUUCUUUUCGUUCCCCGAAGGUCUGGAUGAUCCGCCGCCAUCCAUUAGGCCGCCAAUAAUGGAUCACCGCCAAUCUAGCGUGUCGACCGGUAUACACUCGAAGAACGCCAUUCUACUAUCUGCCGAGUCUGGAGCCUUAAUGCUCGAGUACUCUGACAAAGGCGGAGCAGGUGUCUGGAAAGAGGGCCAAUUGAUCAUUGGCAAGGGCGCGGGCCUGACGACCACGCCCGAUACUGUCUCGAUAGCAUCUACGGCCGACUCGGAAGAGCAGGCAAUGGAUCGAGUCAAACCCAAGUCCAGACCCCGAGCAGACUCCAGACUAUCGACACACACGCAAUCUGGUUAUCUCAAGCAUUCGAAGAGCCGGUCUGAGGACGACGCUCUCCUAGCUCGACAAGGUACUUUAUUCCACCCUUCAUCUUCCCAUGACCGUACUUCGGAUGAAUUAGGCGUCAUGCUGGGAAAGAAGGGAAACAGGCGACUCUCCCAGUCCAAGCUACUACCGCCUCCGGAUAAUGUCUGGGAGAACGAUAUACCGGACGGGAUCAGGCUGGAGGCUAGCAAGAAGAGGAAGGCUCGGGUCGAAGUUGACAUUGUAUUGGAACGUGACUGCGUAGUUGAGGGUGGAGAGGUAAGAGGAAGGAUGGAGGUCAGGGUGCAUGGAAGCAAGCGCUCUGAGGGCCUACGGGUCGGGGCUGGCAAAAUACGUGUCGUUGGCUUUGAGGAAACCUCCAACGCUCAAAGACAUAUCUUCUACCAUCAUCCCCAUCCUCUGCCGCAAUUCUCGCGCCGUCCAGACGAGGACAUGCCAGGGAUCUCGCUCUUUGCUUCCGAGCCUGACCGAGACGGCUAUCGCUUAGCUGCAGAAGGCACCCAUUCGAUCCCCUUUCGCCUGCGUCUUCCUCUCGAUGGCGGAGCUAAAGGCUCAUUUGGUAACGCUGCUACAAAAGGCCCAGGCGUCAGAUACGUUGUGGUCGGCAGCGUCAAGCUCUAUCUGCCAGUCAGCGAGAAGAGAUCCAUCGCGCACUUCUAUCGAUCUUUCAAUGUCUUGCCAUAUCUCAAAGCCUCAACAGUACUAGCCCCUAGCAGAGAACCGAUCGAGGCAAGUACGGAGAGCGGUAUGGGGUGGCGAAUGGGAGGUGAUAAAGGCCGAGUGAACCUCCGGGUGGCGCUUGGCCGUGGAGUUUGGCUAUCGGGUCAGAAGCUGUGGUGUGAAGUCGGCAUUCAUAACGAGUCCUCAAAGAGGAUCAAAUCAUUGCAAUUGGCCAUUCUGCAGACUGUUCAGACGUUCAAUCCCAACGCUCAACUGGAUCCAUCAGGCAGGGCUGCACGUCACCAAAUAUCUAAGCGCAAAUCCGCGGAUCGAGAGGCUCUUCUCAGUCAACCGAAUGUCGAUACCGACCUAGAUGCUUGUCAGACCUUCACUCAGCAGCGGAAGGUCAGUGAGCAGGUGCUUGAAUCAGAUCAUGCGGCCCCUGGAGCUGGCCGUGUGACAGGAAAGGGCUGGUGGACGGGAGUGGAAUCAGGCGACUCUGGUCAUUGGGAUCUAUCGAUAUCUAUCCCAUCUGAUCUGAUCAGCAUACGGCGCGCUCGACUGGUCGAGGUCCGAUACAUGCUCCGAGUCUCCAUCAGCAAUUCCAUCUACGUUGAUAUUCCGAUCACCCUGAUCGACUUCCUCUCGAUCGACCCACCUCCAAUGCCCGGUGAUACCCCCAGACUUCCAAUGCCUCAAAGCAUAUCGACGAGAGCGAGAAUGCCUCGAGAAGACUCGCUUGGCCUGCCGGAUAAUCAAAAGGGGGCCUUCUACCCAUUGAGUGAUCCAUCGGGAUCCAGGGAACACGAGGUGAUUCCCGUUCGAAGGCAAGCCCAGAGCUCGCGACUCCAUUCGCCCGCAAAUGAGGCUCGAUCCAGAUUGGAUUCACCGGCGGAACGGCCCAUGUCAAUGGCCAGCGACUACACGGAGGACUCGACGCCCAUCUUGCCUCCAGCAACCGAGCCUCGACGUCCAGCUGCAAACCGCAUCAUGUCGUACCUGUCUUCGCCGCCCAUUGGAAGUGAGGAGACUGGAAUCAGCUCCUCGAUGGAUUGCCUGAGUGAAGAAGCAGACAAGGCCUUGUUGGCGGCAAGACGAGCUCAAGGUCGGGCGAGAUCCCUUGCGGCCAUUGAACGCGCGGUGGCGAGAGAAGCGGCUCAUGACAUGGCGCAUGAGCCCGUCGAAAACGAGGACUUGGAUCAAGCUGAUGACCAAAGCGAGGGAUCUCGCUUUCAACCGCUGGCCACACCGUCGGAGGAGGUGUUCAAGAUGAUGGGCAGUCCAGAGGGUGGUGAUUCGGAUAACACGCCACGUCCUUCGACUCGAGGUAGAUUUGAGAAUCAGAAAAUCGAUCAUGAAGAUUACGUGGACCACGGGCCCGGUCUGCACGAUCUUGCAAAACGCGAGCACAUCGAAAACAAUGAGGACCCAGACGAGGAUGUCGGAAACGAUACUGUACUCGAGGAUCUGGUACACAGGCGGCCUGGCGAUACUGAAGAGGAUGGUGACUGGAUUGACGAAAGUGACGAGGAAGACGACGAAGAUGCGCCUAAUCGUGCUGAAGAGCAUCCUCCUUCAGAGCGGGAACCCAAACGCCAAAACGUUGUUUCAGCAGAAGACCCUUUGGAUGCCGGACACCCUAUUCAUCAAGCGAUUAGCAUCGGUACCAUAAACCCCUCCAUAGAUCCUCAGCUCGCGUUUAUGACCGGAGAAAUGCCUCACACGAGGGACAGAUACGCUCGGCAGAACCGCUCAAUCAAUGAUUCGGUCGCCACACAUCAUACGCACAGCUCAGAGGGGUCUAGCGAGAUUGGAGAGAUAAUCGAAGCGAGGAAGGAGCAGCUGCCUCCGAAACGAAGGGCAAGCCUUAUGAAAGCGGCUCUUCCUGAGAAAUCCUACUCGGCCGCCGGCGGGGAUCUCAAGUUUGGAAAGAGAGCCAGCAAGUCAUCCAGCACGCCUGCUCAGUCAACUCUCCCAGCCAAAGCUCCAGACUCGCCGGCCAGUGCCUCCAUUUUUGCGGGCAGAGCUUCACGUCGAGCGGAGCCACCUACACUAGAUGUUCCCCCGAUACAUCAACUUUCUCCCGAACCUGAAGUUCCAGAAUUGACACCGUCAGUCCAUUCGGACCCCGGUUCCAGUCAGGAAGAACCCAGCAUCGAAUCGCCCGUCAUCUCGGAGCCUGAGCACGCUCUUCGACCAGCAACCUCUCAGCGCUCCUUGCCUCAAGUCCCGACGCAGUCGGCCGGUCAACGGGCUGAUUUCGCUGGAAUGGAUCAUGCUCCGGCAGAAAAUCUCUGGCUCCCAGCAGAAACACUGCUUCGCAAUCAGGUGAACCGGUUCAGGAGUGAGACUCCAGGUCCUUCUGUCAGGCCCAUCUCCCCCGUUGCGAGAUCGACAGACGAACACAGCGUGGAUCAUUCCACUGGAUCCUCAAACAGUCAUGAGACAGAGAGCUCUGGACAAACGCAUGAGUCACUAUUGCCGAGUGUCAGGACGAAGAUCGCACAAUUGGAAGAGAGACAGGAAGCGUUGAGAAGGAUGUCCCUAGCUUCUUUUGGCACCCCAAUGGCAUCUCCGAAACCUGCAGACGACAAGGGUUUGAAGAACUCGGUCCUCAGGUCUAAAACCGCGACAGUAACGCAGUCGGCAGCACCUUCGCCUCAGAUCAAGCAAACGACACGGCCUGCCAGAUCCCGAACGCUUGGAGCAGAAGAUAUAGAUAUCAAGCCUGGAUCCACAUCGCCUGCACUCCCUUCUCGCUCCAACAAGGACUCUGCGGAUCCAGUGUCGCAUCGUAAAGCAGCUCGGACCCCUGGUCUGGCGUACCGCGAAGGAUACGAUGACUCCAGCUCCGAGCCCGAGGUGUAUCAAGUCAACUCGGAUGCGGGUCAUGGCGACGCGGAAUCGCCACGCAGUCGCCGGUCUCACGUCUCAUCACCCAGGAGUCCCCCUGCAAAGACUAAACGCAAAAGCUAUACCGCUGCACUUGCGCCGCGGCCGACGCGACAAACGUCCGACGAUUCUGGACUUCCCAAUCCCGAGCGAGCGCAAACCCAGAGGUUGGUGGUCUCCCCGACCAGUGGGGUUCCUAUAGCGAUGGCCUCGGUAUCUGAAACCGGUCAUGGAGAUCCUUCAGCCAGCCGCACGCCACGAUCCCAAAUGACCUCGACAUCUGCAAGUCCUGCUCAUUCUAGAUCGUCGGCCCCGGUGCCGGGUCGCUCUCGAACCAUGGGUGAUCGGCCUUCAAGCUAUGCUCCCAUGCCGAGACCGAAAGGUUCGAGAAGCGAAUUGCGUCGCGAGAAAAGCGCAUCAUCGACAUCAACAUCUGCCACAACCGCCGAAGCAGCAUUGAUAAAUAGGAAGCAGCAGAUACCGAGGCGGCAGACAAGAGCUCAAACAAUGUACGUGGAGGGGAAACAUGCCAAUCACGACUAUGACUACGAGUCGUACUCAUCCGCGCACGUCCAAGAAAGCCAUGGCGGGGUGGCACCAACUUCAGCGUACGCCACGGGAGAUCAGAAGUAUUUCAACCACUAUGGCGGGGGCGGAGGGUUCUACGCCGGCACGUAUGGUGUAUAUCACGAGCCUUACAAGAGCUCAACCGAGGCGGGCUCGGCCAACUGGGUCCGCCCCGCCGAUCGACCGGAUCAGAGUUUUGAAGGAGUCGACGAGACUGAAUGGGACAAGUUCUACUAAUAGAAUCACUCGUUGUACACUCAUACAUCUUGCUUUGCCAUUCUGCAUACUGUACAGGCUUGGGAU